GACGCGGUCCAGACCUAGAGCACCAUGUGGGUGGUCUCAAAGGUCGAGGACGCAGUCCAGACCUAGAGCACCAAGUGAAUGAUCCCAAAGGUCGAAGACGCAGUCCAGACUGUAGGGAUUCAUCCAAUGACGGGGAAGAGGAAAGGGUUGUCCUUGCUCCACGUGUUGCAGUUCGUGAUGGGAAACUCGUGUUGGAACAUUAUGACGAUGAUUUACCGAGUGAUGAGGAGGAUAUCUGCGUUCAAAGUCAAGGGAUUGGGGAAGCUCAAGGUGAUCGUGAAAUUCGGAGUCCUCGUGUAGCAGUUCUUGAACACAAUCCAGAUCAUGAACGUGACGAAGAUAAUCCACGUGGUGACCAGGAGAAGAUUUGUGAUCCUGAAGUUUAUGCGCAAUUAGUUCUCAACCAGGGCCUGAAGGUUGACGAGUCAGUGGUGGAACACUUGUUCGAGUUAUUACCGGACCAGAGAAUCUCCAGAAAAACCGAUGAGUGUGCAUAUGCAGGGUCGCCGCCGAAGGCAUGGGCGUCUGGAGUGUACCGUCAUGGGGGAGUACUGGGAGUUAGAAACUCGACAAAGGACUAUCCGCUGGCCACCAAGGUUGUGAACUUGUUCAUCCAGGAGAAGCUCGGAGAUCAUGCUUGCUGGUCUACAUUCUCAAUGCAUCGGAACUUGAAUGUGAAGAAGCAUCGUGACUCACACAACGCAAGAGACAAGGCCUCUUAUUUGAUCCCCAUCAGCGACUUCAAGGAUGGCGGUUUGUGGGUUCAGCUCAAGACCGGUGAAGAAGCCAAGGAAGAGGACGUGGUUAUCCUAGAUGGAGAUAGAGGACUUGUGAAGGGUUUUCAGUCCGAGGAGGGGAAUAAACAAGUGGUCACGUUUGAUCCCAGAAGAUGGCAUGCCACAAGACAAUGGAGUGGAGAUCGUUUAGUCCUUGCGGUCUACAAUGUGAGGGGUCUCGAGAAGAUCAACAGUUUCGACAAGGAGAUCGUCGAGAGGGUUCCCAACUUCGAGCCAGGGGACAUGUCGUCGGAUUGGCUUAAAGUGUGUAAGGUGCACAACGCGGUGGUCGAUGUCGAGGAGGUGAUUGUUAUGUGGAUCCAUCGAAGAAUUGCACUUCGCCCAGUUGAAUCAGAUGAACCUCGCACGGAUGGAAGAGAUCCACCGGUGCCAGAAAUGGAUUUUCGGGGUGGGAUCCCAAGGCUAGCGAUGAUGUGUGUCCGAGAUGUAAACGACUUGAUGAAGUUCGUGGAAGUCGCGGAGGGAGAAACAUCUGAGGAAGAUGAUGUGCGAUUGAUGAAGGCAGCUCCAGAGAACAUCUACACUCCGAACAUAGAAGACAUUGUCAGCAAGGUCAGCCCUGAGAACCCAUUGAAGGUGACCCACACUGUCGAUCCUCGAGAAAUUCUACCAGUUGUGGAUGUUUGGGUUCCCGCGAUGGAAGCAGAGCUUGCAGCCUUGGACAA
Messenger RNA from Symbiodinium necroappetens, 1462 nucleotides. Lineage: Eukaryota; Dinophyceae; Suessiales; Symbiodiniaceae. The record is from the annotation of a GenBank genome assembly.